CAGUCGAGUUUUUGUGAGUCGAAGGAGGCGCGUCGGCGGUGUCAGUGCGCAGACGACUACGCGACUGUCGACACGUUGUUUUUGCUCUUUGUGGAUAUUUUUCUACCGCAUUCUCUCGCUACGCAGGACGGAGACACACGCAAACGAGUGACCCACAAGGUGACCCAGGCGCUGUCGCUUUAAAGCGAACACCUCCCCCUCCCCCGAAUAUUGGAGCCCCCCCAGUCGCCCGGAUAACAUGGACGGAUUCUACGACCAGCAAGUCCCAUUUAUGGUCCCACCCAGUCACAAGUCUCACGUGGAGGAAUCGUCUCACAGCAGGCCACUCGCCGACAGGAAAAGGAAAUUUGUGGACACAGAACUCGCCCAGGACACAGAAGAACUCUUCCAGGACCUCAGUCAGCUCCAAGAGAUCUGGAUUGCAGAAGCCCAGGUGCCUGAUGACGAACAGUUCGUCCCAGAUUUCCAGUCAGAUAGCUUGAUGUUUCAUGGCCCGCCACCAGCCAAGAUCAAACGAGAGCUGACUCGCUCCAAAGAGCUCUCUCCCUGUCGCCAGGACAGGAGUCCCAUGCCCUACGGAGAGAAGUGCCUUUACAGCUACAGUGCCUGCGACAGGAAGCCCACUCCAGGGUUCAAGCCAUUAACCCCCCCCUCAACGCCAGUCUCUCCUUGCGGCCCCACUAGCACAGCAGGAUCGCACCCACUGAGUGAGCGGACUCCCCCUCCUCACCCCCAUGUAGCCAAUCCCACCCCGGGGCCGCGUCCGGUGCACGUACAACAGCCUAUAACAGUGAGCGUAGGUCCUCCUAACCAGCAAGCACUCCCGGUCCACAGCCACAGCCACAGCCCGCCCUUCGCCGUGCCCUGUGCACCCAUCAGCCAGGAUGCCAACAACUUCACACCUGAGCACAGGUUCCAGAGGCAGAUGUCAGAGCCAUGUCUACCUUUCCCCCCAUCAGAGAGUCAAGUGCGCCCCCGGUUUCUGCCCCAGCCUCCCAGCGGCAACAACAACAGUCUGCCACGCGACGGGCGGCCACCGUACCACCGGCAGAUGUCGGAGCCACUGGUGGCCGUGCCUCCCCAGGGUUUCAAGCAAGAGCUCAUUGACCCACGAUAUACCGAGCAGGGCGUUCCCACCAUGGGACCCCCAGGUACACACCCGGGCCCUCCAGGUCAGGCUGCUUUCCACCCCAUGGCCAUCAAGCAGGAGCCCCGUGACUUCUGCUUUGAUUCUGAAGUGCCUAACUGUCAGUCAUCCUUCGGGAGAGCGGGGAGCUUCUACCAAAAUAACCAUGAAAGCUUCUCCUUUGACAGAGAUCCCCAGCUAUUCUUUGAUGAUACCUGUGUGGUCCCCGAAAGAUUAGAAGGCAAAGUGAAACAGGAACCCUCUGUCUAUCGCGACGGUCCUCCCUACCAGCGCCGCGGCUCCCUGCAGCUCUGGCAGUUCCUGGUCACUUUGCUGGAUGACCCGGCCAACGGCCACUUCAUAGCCUGGACUGGUCGUGGCAUGGAGUUCAAGCUCAUCGAGCCUGAGGAGGUUGCUCGUCGCUGGGGCAUCCAGAAGAACAGACCGGCGAUGAACUACGACAAGCUGAGCCGCUCGCUGCGUUACUACUACGAGAAGGGCAUCAUGCAGAAGGUAAAGGUGGCUGGAGAGAGGUACGUGUACAAGUUCGUGUGUGACCCCGAGGCUCUCUUCUCGAUGGCCUUCCCCGACAACCAGAGGCCCAACCUGAAGGCCGACCCGGACAGCCUGCCGGGGCUGGACGACGACACCGUGCCCCUCACCCAUUACGACGAAACCGCUCCCUACCUGCUGGACGCUGGGGAGCAGUGUGUGGCAGGCCUGCCCUUCCCAGACGGCUACGGCUACUAGCAAGCCGCGGGGUCCUGACGCACGACACACACGUACACGCAAACACUCCCAAAGUCUCUCGACGCCCACUCUUAAAAUCCAGAGCUGGACCUGCUGAGCCGCUUGGAAGGGAAACCUUGCGCUCUGCUCCCUUAUGGUUCCCUCUCCUGCUCCCUGGAAAACCUUCAUAAAACUCUGUAAGCUCCCCAGCUAAGAAAGAAUGAGGGAAAAACCUGCGACAGCUCUUCUACUGCAACAUCGUAUGAACGAGGGAGAGAGAGGAAGGGAGAGGCUUGUGAAAACCGGCGAGGGUGAACUGGACUCGGUAGCUCUGCCCACCUUACAAGCUUCCCAAAGUACGGCAAGGGGGUGCUGUUGCUAUGGAGACCAAACAAAGCGCGGCCACUGCCCGCUAACUUUAAAUGAACCGACAGCCCCCCCCACUUUGUACAAGACUGCAAGAGUUGUUACGUUUCCGGUUUUGUGACAAUCUGCUUUUCUUAGAAACAAUCGAAUAACCAACAGAGUAAAAUCAUUGAAAAUCUAAUGAGAUAUUCGAAAUGCAGCAUUAUUCUAUAGUUGCCUUUUUGGGUCCCCCCCCAUUUCCAUGUCACCACGUCUGAACUACAAAUCCGUGAAAGGGCUUUAAUUUGCAGAAACGGAUCAACAAAACACACUACAUAUUCUAAACCCACAAAUUGGCUUGUUUUCUGUAGAUAGGAAUACUUUUUUUUUCUUUUCUUUUCUUUUCUUUAUUUGUAUUAAGCCAGCUGUUCUACAGUUUUGUUGAGACUUUUGAGACCCAGAACUCUCAGGUUUCUGGGGCGUUGCUGUAUUUCAGGCUAGUUGUUUGGGCUGCUCUCUUGUGUAAAUGUUAAUGUUCUUUAAUCGUUCUGCCCUCGUAAGAGAUUGUAUCUGCUUCCCUUUAGAGACUGCACCCCACAAUAGGAGCCCACAGUCUGUACAGUACACUCCUCUCAUCUCUGUUCAUCGCUGCUGGGUCUUGUAAUCGCUCAAGUUUAGAGAUGGUUAGCACUCCCAGCUCAUCCAUUUCAAAAGGGAUACGUAACACAAGUACAUAUUUUCCCAGAAAGCGUUGGUAAUUCAUAAAAGCCUAAGAAUUUAUUCUGUACGAUAACUGGUCACAUUGCUCCUUUUAUUUUAUUUUUUUGUUGUUUUUUUUUGGUUUUUUUUGUAUUUCUGUCUGGGUGCUUAAUGUUUCCUUGGCACUGUACUAGUUCCUCUGAUGCACCAGUAUGGCAGGAGCAUCAGGAUGUUGCAUGCAAAAAAAAAAAAUUAAAAAAUAAAAAUAAAAAAAAGAAGAAGAAGAAAGGGGUGAAAUUUUGACACCUUCUUUUGGACACAUCUCUGCCAAUCACAAGCUGUCAACAGGAGACCUCUGCUUCUCUUUGCAUGGUGUAAUCAGUCGAGACUGUGUGUCCACUAACAUAUCGCUUUACUGUCUUUGGACAAAGAAGAUAUUUGUGAUAUUCUCUGCAUUUUUUUUUGUGUGUUCAUUAUCUCUGUUUCUGAAUGGGGGCAAAGACAAACUUAUAUAAAGUAUAUAUUUUUGCUAUAAGGCUGCAUUUGUUUUGAUUUUAAUGUAUAAGCUGUAUAGUUCUGGCUCUAAUAGACAUGUACCUUUUUAAAAACCAAUCUCGAUACUUACGAUGCUACUACUGCAGACUGUUUCUUUAAGAGGCCUCUGUAUUGGGAUGGAGAAUGGAUGAAAAGAUGUUAUUAUCAUGCCUGUAGAGGUGUGUGUGUGUGUGUGUGUGUGUGUGUGUGUGUGUGUGUGUGUGUGUGUGUGUGUGUGUGUGUGUGUGUGUGUGUGUGUGUGUGUGUGUGUGUAAAGGCCAGAGUUCCAGCAAAGGCCACAGUGAGGACACACAUCAUUGUGGGAUCCACCCCAGGCACAAGGGUUGUCUGCACUUGUAUAGGCUUCAAUCCACUCCCCUCACAAUGUGUUUCUUACACUGCUGAGUUUAUAAUAAUCUGUACUGGGUACAAUAAACGGUCCUCUAUGCUUCA
Xiphias gladius (swordfish) is the source of this 3886-nucleotide messenger RNA. It is a transcript of the gene etv5a, whose product is annotated as ETS variant transcription factor 5a. The coding region runs from base 239 to 1876 and encodes 545 amino acids. Gene Ontology annotation, molecular function: sequence-specific DNA binding; DNA-binding transcription factor activity, RNA polymerase II-specific. The record is from RefSeq and is a predicted model, not a curated record. Gene Ontology annotation, biological process: regulation of transcription by RNA polymerase II; cell differentiation. Lineage: Eukaryota; Metazoa; Chordata; Actinopteri; Istiophoriformes; Xiphiidae. Gene Ontology annotation, cellular component: nucleus. The transcript has 13 exons.